Messenger RNA from Malania oleifera, 1412 nucleotides. RefSeq lists its product as uncharacterized. Bases 439 to 1143 code for a protein of 234 amino acids. The transcript has 8 exons. The record is from RefSeq and is a predicted model, not a curated record. NCBI's taxonomy places the organism in Eukaryota, Viridiplantae, Streptophyta, Magnoliopsida, Santalales, Ximeniaceae.
GUUAACCGAAUUUCACCUGACCGUUCAUCCCUAGCUGAGAGUUCCCAGUCCCGCGCGGCCCCUCCCACUCCCAGCCCAAGGCCACCCGACCCAGCCGAGUCCCACUGUCCCAGAUUCUCAAAUGAGCCAGACUCCAUAGCAGAACAAGCCCUAGCCCUCUUCCGGCACGAAACCCUUCUUCUUCGACCCUAUUCCCGCACGAAACCCUUCGUCUUCCACACUUCGAAUCAGCAGGAGCCCUUCGCCGCUUCGCGAGUUCGUCAGAAUCAGCAGCAGGAGCUUCGUGAGUUGGCCUCUGACACUGCGAACCCGCAGGAGCCCUUCGCGAGUUUGUCAGGAGCUUCGUGAGUUCGUCGUUGACAUUUCCAACCAGAAGGAGCUCUUCCCAAGCUCGUCUUCGAGCCUUCGUGAGUUCAUCUGCUUCGAAGUUCGAACUCAAUGGAAGAUAAUGAUGGCAAAUUUGUAAUAGCAUCAAAGGAGACAAUAUCUACGAUUUUCUCAGAUUUUUUAACACGGGUCACAAAGUUUGAAGAGUUAGUGGCUGUGGGGAGUAAAUUGCUGGAUGACUUUUCACAAGGACUAGAGUUUCUUCGGCGUUCUCCAAUAAACACAAAAUCUGAAUUGGUUGAGAAGAUACUUAAAGUUAAUGAAACUAAUCGGGUUAAAUCAUAUGUUCAGGCAGGCUGUAUCAAUGCUUGUGAUGGUGUACAAAACGUAAGCAAGUUACAUACAAGUCUAUGUGGACUUCGUGAUCAUCUAAGUAAAGCCAAAUGCAUAUUAAGCGAACUUGAAUGUCUCAUGGAGGAUGUAGCUGGUGAAUUGCAUAGUGCAAAUGAAAAUCUCUCUCCACCAUGGGGUGAAGAGUCUGGAGAUGUGUUGGAUCUACAGGCAACUACGUCCGAUGAGAUAGGGGAGGAAAAGGUGCUAUCUCAUCCUAGCAAACCCGAAACGACUGACUAUGCUGCCUUGAUGGCGAUCAUUUACAGUAUGUUGAAGCAAGACUAUUCAAUGCAGGAAAGAAUGGUCAAUUCACUAAACCACAAUUCAUCGUCUGGCGAAUUGGAGAGCUACAGCCUCAUGUGGUCUUUGCGUCCUUUUAUAAAUGAUGAAAUUAUGCAUCAAGCUUGGAAAUUAAUUCCAUGAUUGCCAUAGGUUUUUGAACACUAGCCAUAUUUUUGCUGUGGUGUUCACUUUACAAUUUAUAAUUGCAGAUUAGGAACUGAUGUUGAUUUAACAUUUUUUUUUUUUUUGAAAUAAACCUCUGAAUUAUGUCCAUAAUUAGUUGUAUAGCUGUGGAAAUGGUUCGAAGUGCACCAAGAAUAUUAACACAAGCUUCACAUACUUUAUGGGUGUGCAUAGAUGAUGAAUGGUUCAAGCACUUAUAUGUGGCAUUUGACUGCAUAUUACAGGAA